Molecule: messenger RNA, 1163 nt
Organism: Punica granatum (pomegranate)
Lineage: Eukaryota; Viridiplantae; Streptophyta; Magnoliopsida; Myrtales; Lythraceae
Source: RefSeq, a predicted model, not a curated record
CUCUCCCCCUUCCCCGCCCAGUUUAGUCACGCGAAAGCUCACUGUCGCGGGGUGAAAGAAAAAAAAUAUCUCGUUGCCGGGAAAGGAAAAGCUCACUGCGAGUACAUACCUCCAAUGGCUGAGAAGAGCAGGAUCCUGAUCAUCGGCGGCACGGGUGACAUCGGGAAGUUCAUCGUGGAGGCGAGCGCGACGGCCGGCCACCCCACUUUUGCUCUCGUGAGGGAGUCCUCUCUCUCUGACCCCGCCAAGGCGAAGCUCGUCGAUGGUUUCAGGAGCCUGGGCGUUACUACAAUCCCGGGUGAUCUGUUUGAUCACGAGGGGCUGGUGAAAGUGAUAAAGCAGGUUGAUGUUGUGAUAUCUGCCGUCGGGACUAGGCUUGUGGCCGAGCAGGACAAGCUUGUCGCUGCCAUUAAAGAAGCCGGGAAUGUCAAGAGGUUUUUUCCGUCAGAGUUUGGCAACGAUGUGGACCGUGUUCAUGCUGUUGAGCCUGCGAAGGUUACAUUCGCUACCAAGGCUAAAAUCCGCCGACUUGUUGAGGCAGAAGGAAUUCCAUACACCUAUGUUUCCUCCAACUUCUUUGCCGGUUACUUCCUUCCAACACUCGCUCAACCCGGAGCCACAUCACCCCCAAGGGAUAAAGCUAUCAUCCUAGGGGAUGGAAAUCCGAAAGCAAUCUUCAACAAGGAGGAUGACAUAGCCACCUAUACGAUCCGAGCUGUGGAUGACCCGAGAACCUUGAACAAGAUCCUUUACAUUAGGCCCCCUGCAAACAUCUACUCAUUCAACGACCUCGUGUCUCUCUGGGAGAAGAAGAUCGGUAAGACAUUGGAGAGGAUCUACAUUCCGGAAGAGCAAGUUCUCAAGGACAUUCAAGAGGCCCCAGUUCCAGUCAAUGCGGUACUGUCCAUCUCCCACUCUGUGUUCGUAAAGGGAGAUCAAACCAACUUUGAGAUCGAGCCGUCAUUCGGAGUCGAGGCAUCAGAGCUCUACCCCGAGGUUAAAUACACCACUGUGGACGAGUACCUCAGUCAAUUCGUCUGAGUCCUGUGAUAUGAGAACUGUACGAGCUCUAACAUGCUGAGCGGGGAUAAUAAAUAAAUCUGAGGUCACUGGUUGAUCUGCUUACAGUUUAGUUUGUGAAUGCAGCUUUUUCUCUAUGAUCA